This is a messenger RNA of Brachypodium distachyon (stiff brome), 1523 nucleotides long. RefSeq lists its product as uncharacterized. Bases 313 to 1023 code for a protein of 236 amino acids. The transcript has 4 exons. The record is from RefSeq and is a predicted model, not a curated record. Gene Ontology annotation, molecular function: zinc ion binding. NCBI's taxonomy places the organism in Eukaryota, Viridiplantae, Streptophyta, Magnoliopsida, Poales, Poaceae.
GUAGUUGGAUAGACGCAUAUCAUCAUCAAUUCAUCAUCGAUUCUUCGUCUCUCUCCCUCUAUAAAUACCUCCCCACAUCCCACAAUGGAUUACUUGCAUUCUCUGCCCCUCUAGGACUAGAAGAAGACAACCCACAUCUAUUCGUACGCCUUUCACACAACACCCCCACCACUAAACCAGAGAGAGAGGAGGGCCGGGUUGGGAGACAGGAAAACAGAAUUGGCCUGCCAAGAAACAAAAGAGAGAUCAAAGCAAGGAGAGAAUUGGCCAAGAAACAGAGCAAGGAAGAGAAGAUUUGAAGGGAGGGAGAAGAUGGGGAUGAGGGUGCCGGGGUGGGUUGGGGGCCUGGUGGAGGAGAGCUUCUUCGGCGGCUGCCCUUCGCACGAGAGCCGCAAGAAGAACGAGCGCAACAUCUUCUGCCUCGCCUGCUGCACCGCCAUCUGCCCGCACUGCGCCCCCGCGCACCGCCACCACCCGCUCCUCCAGGUGCGGCGCUACGUGUACAAUGACGUCGUCCGCCUGGGUGACCUCGAGAAGCUCAUCGACUGCUCCUAUGUCCAGCCCUACACGAUCAACAGCGCCAAGGUGAUUUUCCUGAAGCCGAGGCCUCAGUCCAGGCCGUUCAAGGGCUCCGGCAACAUCUGCCUCGCGUGUGACAGAAUCCUGCAGGAGCCCUUCCACUUCUGCUGCCUCUCCUGCAAGGUGGACCAUGUAGUGAUGCAGGGAGGGGACCUCUCAGACAUCCUGCUGUACCGCGCCGGCGACGAGCUCCCCUUCCCGCGAUUCGAGAACCUCCACGUAGGCGAUGCUAAUGCGGGGCCGGCCACACCGAACUCGAUCCUUGAGGACCCUGCGCACCGCCGUGGCGGUAGCGGCGGGUCCAGUGGCAAUGCAGGAAAUGGCGACGGCGGUGGCGGCGAGGAGGUGGUGAAGAGGAAGAAAGGGGGAGGGUUCCUCCCCCAGAUUAUGCUGUCAUUGGGCAGCAGGAGGAAGGGUGCCCCCCACAGAUCCCCCCUAGCUUAAGCUAAGCAUGCAUCCCUUGCAUGGUUGGUUACCAUUGCCACCAGUCCACCACCCCCACCACCUAUAUGUGUGACGUGCUGUUAAUUAAUUCUCCGGUAGCUAUAGCUAGUACUAGUCUCCUAUUGGUGGUAGUACGUAGUAGCUUAUCAUAUCAUAGUAGUGUUUGUGUUAUAGUCCUAUGAUUAGCCAUGUAGAGAGUGUUGGGUUAGUUUGGGAGGGGCCUAAUUGUGACCUAGGGCCACUUCUAGCUAGCUUAGGCAAGUGUGUUUUGGUGAGACAGAGAGAGAAAGAGAAAGGGUAGGCAGUUCCCUCCUGUUUACAUGCCUAGGUAGCCACAGGCUCUUGUGUGGGGCAGGCAGGCUCCCCCACGAGGUGGCUACCAAUUUUGUAUUUUGCUGUAACAGGCCAGGGUUUACUCGCAUACACCUCCAUAACUACAUAUAAAUAUGAUAUCAUCCCCCCAUAUAUAUUAUGUGAAAAAAAAAUCUGUUGCUAGUGAU